Molecule: messenger RNA, 749 nt
Organism: Melampsora larici-populina 98AG31
Lineage: Eukaryota; Fungi; Basidiomycota; Pucciniomycetes; Pucciniales; Melampsoraceae
Exons: 4
Source: RefSeq, a predicted model, not a curated record
GAACAUGACUAACCUGAACAUCCUCAACAACUUUUGAGAACAUCGAUACCCACUCGACUGUCGCCAUUCCAGAUGAGGGGACCGUCGAUGGCCCUUUGGGGAGACUCAGCCCUAUUUGACUCUGGCCAACAUCUCCUCGAUCCACGAUUUCCUCGAGCAGCCACUUUGAUUCCUUCUUCAGCCACCGUCAGCCGUAUCACAUUACUCCGCAUUUCAUUGCCUAAGAAUUGUUUUUUCAUCUUUUUGAUCCCAAAUCACUUUUCCAAAAUGUCGCAAACUCCUCGUAAUGCCAAGUCUAGCCACCCAGAUGGGUCUCAACCUGCCUCUCGUCCCAAUCCUGUGGUUGAUGCUCCUUCCGCCAAUACGAACGCCACCAAUAGAGUCACUCGCGCAAACCGUCAACGAGCCGGUGUGCUUGACCCGGUAGACCUUGACAAUUCAAUGGAUCUUACCGAUGGAUUGACUUUGGGCAUAGCCUCUCGAGAGUCUUUGGUGGUGUUUGAUUUUGGCCAUGACCAUGAUGGACCCGCAGAUGACGCAGUGCCUUCAUCAACUGUUGAAGAAAAACAACUCACACCACCCCAAUUUAGUGAUAUGACCAUCACUUUUGGCUUGUACACGCCUGAAGCAAGCACCGGACCGGUCAAGCCUAACCACAAGCGCAAAUGGGUCCAGCACAAGUUUCCGGUCACCAAACAACAGAUCGACAUCACCAACUCCUCCCUUGCGCAGUUGAAGUCCCACUUGUU